AUGACAUCUGCUGCUUCAGUUCAAUCUUACCAGGUACACCUCCAAAGUGUCUCCAACCUACGUCCAUUAUUGCUAUGGGAAAAUCCAGUCCGUACCAGUGUCACUUUGGCUGAGAUUUUGGCCGUACUACUAAUGGUUCAAAACACAGAUUUCUUACGUCUUUUUCUACGCUUGAUCUGGCUUUCCAUUGGUGGUACAUUACUUUUAGAACUAGUCACAAAAUUCCUUAAUGGUGGUCGUGAAGGUCUCAUUUCAUCAUAUAGACCUUCCAAGACUUUGCUCCCUGACAUUAGUCGUGACCAACUCAGAGAACAUUCUCUUAUGAUUGCUUCAGUUCUUGAAGAAAUUCUUUAUUGGUUUAAGCGGGCACUGGAUGCCCGAGAUACUUCAUUUACCAUUCUUGCUUUUAUUUUUGUGUGGGGUCUUUACCUUGUCACUUAUAUGGCAUCCAUUUCAUCAGUCUUGAUUCUAGUUGUUAUUGGUGCUUUUACCUUUCCUGUUUUAGGGCUUCGUUUUGAGCCGCAGCUUGCUAGAGCCCGUGUUCAAAUUAAUACCGUUGUCACAAAUAAAAUGGCUGUUGCUAAUGCUAAGCUAAGAGAAACUGCACCGGGUAUUUUUACUGCCUAUAAUACAGUCUUGUCUUUCUUGGGUGCUCCUGCUGGUGCUGGUGCUGCCCCACCACCACCACAAGCAAUGGCUCCAAUGUCUUAUGCACCUACCCCUGCUCCAGCACCUGCUCCAGUUCCAGUUCCAGUUCCAGUUGCAGCACCAACACCAGCUCCAGCACCAGCUCCAGCACCAGCUCCAGUUCCAGUAGCAGCUCCUGCUCCUGGAUCGCGAGCUAGCUCAGUCCGCUCACAAUCCACAGCUACUCCAGCACAUCCUGUAGAAGCUGCUGGAGUACCGCAUAAUUUGCAUCAUGAUGCUGGUAGUGUGCAUAGUGGAUCUCAAUACACUGGGUCUCAAUACACUGGAUCGCAGUAUACAGGAUCGCAGUAUACAGGAUCGCAGUAUACAAGAUCGUAUGCUGGGUCGCAGUAUAGUGGUUAUUCAGGUAGCGAUGUGAGUCACCGGAGUCAUCAUUAA
This is a messenger RNA of Magnusiomyces paraingens, 1086 nucleotides long. RefSeq lists its product as uncharacterized. Bases 1 to 1086 code for a protein of 361 amino acids. The transcript has a single exon. The record is from RefSeq and is a predicted model, not a curated record. NCBI's taxonomy places the organism in Eukaryota, Fungi, Ascomycota, Dipodascomycetes, Dipodascales, Dipodascaceae.